Messenger RNA from Notothenia coriiceps (black rockcod), 1468 nucleotides. Its product is annotated as transmembrane protein 69-like. Bases 146 to 961 code for a protein of 271 amino acids. The record is from RefSeq and is a predicted model, not a curated record. The transcript is spliced from 3 exons. Lineage: Eukaryota; Metazoa; Chordata; Actinopteri; Perciformes; Nototheniidae.
CGGAACUGUAGUUCCGGGACGCCUCUUGUGAAACACGGAAGGAAUAAGCCGCGUACCAACGUGUUCCACUGGUUCCACUACUACCUUCUGAGUGACCCCAGGAAUAAAUAACUGUAGAUUAUGAUGCUUUCAAUUUAAAACAGAGAUGCUCUCUGUUAUAUUUAAAAGAAGCACCUUUGCAGCCAAGCAGGUAUUGCAUUGGGCAGGUCCUGCACAGAGAUGCUGGACAUCAGUCCUCCCCGGAGCCUCUGGUGGUGGAUCCAGCUCCCUGCAGACCUGCUGGGCCUCAACAGCAAGAGACGACAGAGGAGCCGAAUCUUCCUCUGUCCUCAGCUCCAGGAGGAUUGAGUUCUUCCAAAGGACCCAGACACAUGCAGCUCCAUCUAUUGUGAGGAACCAGCAUUUCCACUCCUCUGCAGUGAGGCUGAAGAAGCGCCCCCAGCUACCAGAACCUCCCAGAGAGCUGGAUCUGCUGCGCUAUGACAUGAAGGACUUGUGGAAGGGUCCCAAACCUGCCUUAUACCUUGGGUUUGCAGGGCUUCUCCCCUUUGUCGCGCCCACUCUGCUCAUGGCUGUGACUGAGAACUACUAUCCAGAGUUGGCUUAUGCUCAAUUAGCUUACGGCGCCUCCAUCCUUUCCUUCGUGGGCGGGGCUCGCUGGGGAUUCGCUCUUCCUGAGAGUAGCCCAGCCAAACCUGACUGGAUAAAUCUGUCCAACAGUGUGGUUCCCUCGCUGUUGGCCUGUGUGUCCAUGAUGAUGAGCGACAGCAUUGUUCCUGCAGCCACCAUGGUUAUCAUGGGGCUAGGAAUAGCGCUGCAUUAUGAUCUGGCUCUGCUGCCCACUUACCCCAGCUGGUUCAAAGCCCUGCGCGCUGUCCUGACCAUCGUGGCAUUUUUUUCUUUUCUGGGUACAAUUCUAAUUAAUGGAAUAUACCCAGAAAAAAAACUAUUCUCAGAUUAAAUAUUAUGCAAAUAUAGAAACUAUUUGGCCACCAUGUUCUGAAUUUGGUGGUCAUAUUUCUCUUCCUUGAUAUUGGAGUUUUUCUGUCCUAAUCUCAGCCCUUCAGAUACCACAAUUGUGUAUUUUAUAGAUCCUGCUAAACUGGCUUCUGUAAAAGCAGAAUAUUAUCAAGACGUACCCUCUAUGUAGACGUUAUUGGUUAGUGUACAAUGUUUAAAAUCAUUCAGAUUAAAUAAAUUUUUGCAUUUUGAAACUACUACUAAGAGUCGCCCCAAAUCAGUAAAUGCCACACAAUAAAAUAACUGAAGAAAAUACAAUGUUGAAGGUCAAUGAACGUUAAAUAAAUGCACUUUUGUCAUCUGAAAUAUGAAGGUAUUUGUACUUUUUGUGCUCCUUAUUGCAUUUUAUAGUCUAAAAAGUGAGAACCAAAACAGACUCCUUAAAAUUGUCAAUUUUCUGGAACAGGCAAAGAUCUUUUUUUAUGAUAAGAAAAAAGUCACACUUCAU